Cylindrotheca closterium is the source of this 675-nucleotide messenger RNA. The record is from the annotation of a GenBank genome assembly. Lineage: Eukaryota; Bacillariophyta; Bacillariophyceae; Bacillariales; Bacillariaceae.
AUGAAGCUGGCUUUGUGCGCCCUCUUGCUGCUUUCGAGAAUACAUGAGUCACUCUCUUGGCUUUCAUCGCAUGGACAAUGUUUGACAAAGUCUUCACUUCGGAGUUCAUACGAUGAAAUGGAAAUCCAAGACUUUGACGACGGAGAAAUAUUUGAAGACGACGAUGAGGUCUCCUACGAGGAAUUGGAGGCACGCUUGGGAGACUGGGACGAACGAGUUGCCCGUCUCAACACCGUGCACCUUGUUGGUCGAGUUGGGAAUUCUCCAGAGCCUCGAUAUUUUGAUGACGGAAAGGUUGUGCUGAACUUGAGUUUGGCUUGCCGAAGGAAAUAUCACUAUGCAGAAAGGGGGGCGAUGGGGAUCAAAAGUGGAGAAGAGGAGACGGAUUGGUAUGGUCUUGAACUGUGGGGCCAAACUGCCGAGUACGCGAGUAAAUAUGUCAACAAGGGGUGCAGGGUUGGAGCCAUCGGAACAUUGCAGAUUGAUGAAUGGAACGACAGGGAGACGGGAGAAAAGAGAAACAAAGCAAAAGUCGUAGUCCGCGAAUUCGACAUACUCGAGACUAGAGCAGAAGCUGACUUGAGAAGGCAAAAUUCCCGAGGCCCAUCCUUCUACACUGGGGACGACGAUGAGUAUCAUCCCUCAAAAGGGAGCUCUGGCGGCUUCUUCGACUAA